ACGGGCUCCACACCGCCUCCUGCCGCUGGUGGAUGAAACCAAGUGUGAGGGGAAGACAGAGAGUCGCGCGCGCAGGGGUCGCGCGCUCCACCCGCAGGCACGCUCCCCGAGGCCAGCGGCCACCCCUCCCAUGGCGGCGCAAUAUGGCCCGGCCCGGGGCGAAGGGGCGGGGACCCGGACUUGAAGAGCCGGCCUUUGAGCUAAAGGCGGGAAAUGGCGGAUUUCUCGGGACGCGGAGCUGGGAAACCUUCCACGGGGGGUCCCGGCACUCCUGGUGGCGCCAAGAUGAAAGGAAGAAGAACGCAAGGUGGAAGAGUGGUUGAGUCCCGAUACUUGCAGUACGAGAAGAAAACCACCAAAAAGGCUUCUGCAGCAGAUGCAUUAAAGACCAGUGGGAAGAUGCCAGAAGGGGGAAGGAAACUCCAGCUGCUCCAGAAGAGCAAAGACGGCAGUGGAAUCGGGAAGGGUGACCUGCAGUCCACGUUGCUGGAAGGGCACGGCACCGCCCCGCCGGACCUGGACCUCUCAGCCAUCAACGACAAAAGUAUGGUUAGAAAGACUCCGCAAUUAGAAAAAACGAUGUCGAAGAAGACUGAGUCAUCGUCAUUUUCUUCUUCACAGAGAAAGAGCCCGGACCUGUCGGAGGCGAUGGAAAUGAUGGAAUCCCAAACGUUGCUCCUGACCCUGCUGACCGUAAAGAUGGAGAACGGUCUCGCUUCAUUCGAAGAAAAGGCAGAGAGGAACUUACUAAUAAUGUGUAAAGAGAAGGAGAAGCUGCAGAAGAAGGCCCAUGAGCUGAAGCGCAAACGUCUCCUCACUCAGAGGAAGCGGGAGCUAGCAGCCGUCCUUGACGCUCAGAUCGAAAUGCUCAGCCCCUAUGAGGCUGUGGCCGAACGCUUUAAGGAGCGGUACAAGACAUUUGCCACGGCCCUGGACACCACGAGGCACGAGCUUCCUGUGAAAUCGAUCCACCUGGACGGGGACGGGCAGAGUUUCUUAGAUUUUAUUUUUAAGUAAUCUCUACACCCAUCGUGAGGCUCAAAGUCGCAAACUCAAGAUCAAGAGUCACACCCUCCAGCGACCAAGCCAGCCAGGCGCCUCAACCCCAUCCUGCCCUCUACACAGAGCCAUGGGAUCCCUCUCUUGCAUAGGGUUCCCACCUAAUCCUUCACGGGAAGAAAUCAGCAAGCAUGCUUGAUCUUAAAAUUCUCUUUAGAGGAAGUAUCUUCCCAAAGCAAGUUUUCAGUUGCCUUAGUGUCUGGUUAUUUCCAGGCAGGGCCCUCAUGAGCCAUCUACAUACGUCUAGUUUGAGGCUGAUGUAGUAAAGCAUCACCACCUAAAAUCAGGUGGACAGUCCCUCCAGAACUUGCCACAAACGCAGUUCAGGAUCACAAAGGCUGUUGUUGUAUUGGUAAUCUCAGAGAUGAUUCCUGAUCCACCUUUUCCCAGUAUGGAUAAGUAAGGGAAUCACAUGGAGUCUUGAAGAACGAGGCUUGUGGAGCGAUUAUCUGCGUGCAGGUGUCCGGUUUUAUAAUGACAGCAGUCAGCUGCACACCUGCGACUCGGACUCCGUCUCUGACAAGUGCCGUAGGUGGUGACUAGGAGUUGGGAUCGGGGA
Leptonychotes weddellii (Weddell seal) is the source of this 1618-nucleotide messenger RNA. Lineage: Eukaryota; Metazoa; Chordata; Mammalia; Carnivora; Phocidae. The record is from RefSeq and is a predicted model, not a curated record.